CCCACUAUCACUCAGCCAAUGACCAAUAAAACAGCUCGAUCUGGUGACAGCGUCAAGUUGCGAUGUGGAGUCACGGGAACACCACGUCCCACAGUAUCUUGGAGAAAGAAUGGAAUGGUGAUUGGUCAGACUAAAGACUUUGUCCAGACAUAUGGCAACAAUAACAUCGCUACCCUGGAGAUCAAUGACGUCUGCCAACAGGAUUCUGGGAGUUAUGAAAUGAUCGCAAAGAAUUCCGGUGGAGAAAUUUCUUGCACUUGUCAACUCAUUGUUGAA
Molecule: messenger RNA, 276 nt
Organism: Lottia gigantea (owl limpet)
Lineage: Eukaryota; Metazoa; Mollusca; Gastropoda; Lottiidae
Exons: 1
Source: RefSeq, a predicted model, not a curated record